CAGGACUCCAAAAAAUGGAGCAAUAAUGAGAGGGGAGAAGCAGAGGGAGAAGCAUGAGCUGGCGUCUAUUCAAGUUGCUCUCCUUCCUGUUUAUUUGGGAGCAGAUCACAGUUCAGAAAUCAUUCCAAUCCCAGGAACAUGUCUCCAAAGAGUUCGACUGGGUUAUCUCUGAUCGAGGACCAUUUCAUCAUUCUCGGAGUUACCUGUCCUUUGUGGAGAGGCAUCGGCAGGGCUACUCGACUAGAUACAAGAUUUACAGGGAAUUUGCCCGCUGGAAGGUGAGGAACAUAGCGGUAGAUCGUAAGGAGCCCCAGAAAAGUAUCUUGCCCUUGAUGCCUGAUUUUCAGCGCAGUUUGAGGCUUCUGGGAAGGAGGCCGAGCACCCAUCAGAUCAUCGAGACCAUCAUCAAGAAAUACGGCACCCACUUGGUGGUCUCUGCCACUCUGGGGGGUGAAGAAGCGUUGACCAUGUACAUGGACAAAGGUCGACUGGAUCGGCACAUUGGGAAUGGAACUCAGAGUGUAGAGUCGUUGCAUCAUUUGGCAUCAUCUUAUUUCGUAGACAGGGAUGGAACCAUGAGAAAACUUCAUGAGGUCCAAAUAUCAUCAGGAGCCAUCAAGGUCACAGAGACUCGUACCGGCCCACUGGGAUGUAGCAGCUAUGACAAUCUGGAUUCGGUCAGUUCGGUGCUGUUGCAAAGCACAGAAAGCAAACUGCAUCUUCAGGGUCUCCAGAUCAUUAUGCCUCAGUACUUGCAGGAGAAGUUUGUUCAGGCCGCAUUGAGUUAUAUCAUGUGUAAUGGGGAAGGCGAAUAUGUGUGCAGGAACAGUCAAUGCUCCUGCUUGUGCUCUGAAUCCUUCCCCCAAUGUAACUGUCCCUUCACUGACAUCCAGAUCAUCGAGAACACGUUGAGUAACCAGGGCAAAGCAUGGGCACAAGCAUACAGAGAUUUUGAGAGCUCAGAUGAGUUUAAAUCUUUCAUGAGACGCUUACCCAGCAGCCACUUCCUAAGCAUUGGAGCCAUUCACCAGCACUGGGGAAAUGAUUGGGAACUGCAAAGUCGUUACAAACUCCUACAGAAUUCUCUAGACGUCCAACGCCAAAAGAUGCAGCACACGGCGCGAAAGCUGUUCAGUCUAAGCCUGCGCUGCAAACACAAUCCCAAUCACCAGUUACCCAGAGAAAGAACGAUCCAACAGUGGCUGGCUCGAGUACAAUCACUUCUUUACUGCAACGAGAACGGAUUCUGGGGCACGUUCCUGGAGAGCCAACGGAAUUGCGUGUGCCACGGCGGCAGCACGCUGUGCCAACGGCCCAUUCCUUGCAUCAUCGGAGGCAACCAAAGUUGCGCCAUGUGCAGCAUGGCAAACAUCUCACUCUGCGGCUCCUGCAACAAGGGAUACAAAUUGUACCGCGGCCGGUGCGAGGCGCAGAACGUGGAUUCGGAACGCAGCGAGCAGUUCAUGAGCCUGGAGACCGAGCUGGACUUCCAGGAUCAGGAGCUGCGCUACCUCUUGCAGAAGAUGGACUCCCGUCUCCACGUGCACACCACGUUCAUUAGCAACGAGAUCCGGUUAGACACCUACUUUGAUCCCCGUUGGAGGAAAAGAAUGUCGCUGACCCUGAAAAGUAACAAAAACAGGGUUGAGUUCAUCCACAUGGUCAUCGGGAUGUCCAUGCGCAUUUGCCAGGCCCGGAACACGACUCUGGAUCCCAGCUUCUUUGUGUACGUCAACCCGUUUAGCGGGAGCCACUCGGAAGGAUGGAGCAUGCCGUUUGGUGAACACGGUUACCCGAGAUGGGAGAAGACACGGCUCCAAAACAGUCAGUGUUACAAUUGGACUCUCCUCCUGGGCAAUCGCUGGAAAACCUUUUUUGAAACUGUACAUAUUUACCUGCGCAGCCGUACGCGCCUACCUACCCUCCUGCGUAACGACACAGGCCAAGGUCCGGUGGACCUGUCCGAUCCUACGAAACGACAGUUCUACGUGAAGAUAUCCGAGGUCCAGCUGUAUGGGUACAGCUUACGAUUCAACCCGGACCUCUUGCGCAGUGCAGUCCAGCAAGUCAACCAGUCCUACUCCCAAGGGGGCCAGUUUUAUUCCUCGUCCUCGGUCAUGCUUCUCAUGUUGGACAUCCGGGAGCGAAUCAAUCGCCUGGCUCCACCGACCGCGCCGGGAAAGGCGCAGCUAGACCUCUUCUCGUGUAUGCUGAAGCAUCGAUUGAAGUUGACCAAUAGCGAAAUCAUACGCGUCAACCAUGCCCUGGACUUGUACAACACUGAGAUACUGAAGCAACCCGAUCACAUGACACUCAAACUUUGUUAACCUUCCCAUUCCUUUCUCUCGAGUAAGAUCGUUGGAAGUUCAGAGGUUCGAACCUCUGAGGGAUUUAGGUGGACUUUAAUUCUUUUAGGAUCUACCUUAUGACCUGACUAUGAUUAUGCUGCAAAGUAUAAAAUGGAGUAUAUUUACAUACUUCCUUUUAUGUAUUUUUUUUAUUAUUUUGGGGGGGUGGGAAGUGG
Molecule: messenger RNA, 2524 nt
Organism: Nanorana parkeri
Lineage: Eukaryota; Metazoa; Chordata; Amphibia; Anura; Dicroglossidae
Gene: BRINP1
Product: BMP/retinoic acid inducible neural specific 1
Exons: 7
Coding region: 54-2327 (757 amino acids)
Biological process (GO): positive regulation of neuron differentiation; negative regulation of mitotic cell cycle
Source: RefSeq, a predicted model, not a curated record